UCAGCAGCUUAUCGCCACCUCGACCGGAUGCCUCGACCGAAUGGCCUCAGUCGGAGAUCGGUUGUCUGGCCAACCAGAGGAAUGCUAUUGCAGUGGCAACAGAGGCAACAUUAUCGGUCAGUCCUGUAUGCAGCCGAGCCGAGGGUGAAGAGGUCUACUGGCGAGAUGGACAAGCGCUCUCUGAGGCGCCUCCCUUUCUGCCACAUGUUGCUGGCUUCCAUCGGCCUCCUGGCGACCAGACGGAUCAUGAGUUGCCGGCUUGCUCACUCGCAGCGCUGAUCUGCACUCCCAUGCCCUGCACUUCGAUGGCCCCAUUCUCCUCCUCCUCCUCUUCAUCCGCCUCUUCCUCCUCUUCGUCUUCGUCUUCAUCUUCUCAGAGCUCGGUUGAGACGAUUUCGGGUCUGGCGAGGCCGAAUGCCCGACACUCCGGCCGUCGUGAGGUGGUAUCGACUGCCGUCGAGCCUAGUCACUGGGACGCCUCAGAUAUUUGUGUAGAUUCUUCUCGCCCAGAGGGUACACGACCAACAUGUGUCGGCCCUACGAUACACUCGGACCACGUCGAGACUCAGAAGAGUAGCCGAAAGGAGGAGGAGCAAGAGGGGGAGGAGAGGGAGGCAGAGCUGGGGCCUGGCGACUCAAUUGCAAGGAUUGCCUGGUUGCUGGGCAACAACCAUACUGUCGAGGAUUGGGUGGCCACUGAGGCUGAAGACUCAGAGUCUCGUGGGGACGUCGACGAGGACGGGGUACCAGACGAGCCUGAAGGAGAGACGGAGACGGAGGCGGAUGCCGAUGUGGCUGUCAGUGAGUCGGACAGUUCUGGCCGACGACGACGUACAAGAACCAACUUCACCUCGAGUCAACUGGCCGAAUUGGAGGCAGUGUUUCGUGUCAGUCACUAUCCUGUGAUGUACGCUCGCGAAGAGUUGGCCAAACGCCUCGGAUUGGCCGAGUCCAGGAUUCAAGUACGCUUGAGCUGUAUUGCGUUUUAUUUGGAGAGACAGAGCAAGAUAUGGCAUUAA
Protopolystoma xenopodis is the source of this 1019-nucleotide messenger RNA. The record is from the annotation of a GenBank genome assembly. Lineage: Eukaryota; Metazoa; Platyhelminthes; Monogenea; Polystomatidea; Polystomatidae.